Messenger RNA from Pelodiscus sinensis (Chinese soft-shelled turtle), 1505 nucleotides. RefSeq names its product DEAD-box helicase 28 (gene DDX28). The record is from RefSeq and is a predicted model, not a curated record. Gene Ontology annotation, molecular function: ATP binding; nucleic acid binding; RNA helicase activity. Lineage: Eukaryota; Metazoa; Chordata; Testudines; Trionychidae.
CCUUCCCUGGCCGACCGCGGGGAUGACUCCUUCCAGGCGCUUGGGCUGGAGCCGGCACUGGUGUCGGCCUUGCAGGCUCUCUCCAUCAGCCAGCCCACGGUCGUGCAGCGCCGCUCCAUCCCUGCCCUGCUGCGCGGGGGCAAUGCGCUGUGCGCUGCCGAGACGGGUAGCGGCAAGACUCUGGCCUACCUGCUCCCCCUAUUCCAGAAACUUCUGGCCCGGCCUUCACUGGGCCCAUCGUGGCCACCCUCCCCUCGUAGCCUAGUGCUGCUGCCUUCCCGGGAGCUGGCGGAGCAGGUGCGCACAGUGGCCGCAUCUCUGGGCCGUCCGCUGGGAUUACGGGUGCGGGAGAUUGGUGGCGGCCGGGGCAUGGCCAGUGUGAAAAACCAGCUCCGUUCCGAUCCUGAUGCUGAUUUGCUGGUGGCCACGCCUGGGGCUCUGUGCAAAGCACUGCGAAAGAGGAUGGUGAAACUGGAGAAGCUAUCCUGUCUGGUGCUGGAUGAGGCUGACACCUUGCUGGAUGUCACUUUCUUGGAUCUCGUGGAGGAAGUGCUUAUGCAAGCCCCUAUUGCCCACAGUCCCAAAGAGGUGGCUGGCCAGUGGGACACCAAAACCCAGCUAGUGAUCGUUGGGGCAACCUUCCCUGAUGGGCUAGGACAGCUGCUGAGCAAGUUCACCGACCUAGGCCGCUUCCUCACCCUCACCAGCAAGAACUUGCACCACCUCCUUCCCCAUGUCCAGCAGAAGUUCAUCCGCAUCAAAGGCAGCGACAAGGUGUCUGAGUUACUUCAGCUCAUCAAAAACCCUGGUCCGUCUAGUGGAGCCAUUCUCGUCUUUUGCAACAGUGCUAGCACAGUCAAUUGGUUAGGCUACAUCCUAGAUGACCACAAAAUCAAGCACCUGAGGCUACAGGGACAAAUGCCUGCAGCGAUGAGAGCAGGAAUUUUCACUACCUUCCAGAAGGGAGAAAGGAAUGUCCUUAUCUGCACUGACUUAGCCUCCCGUGGACUGGAUACCAGCCAUGUGGAGCUAAUAGUCAACUAUGACUUCCCUUCCACAUUACAGGACUAUCUCCAUCGUGUGGGGCGAGUUGGACGUGUGGGGAGCAAGGUGCCUGGGACAGUAGUUAGUUUUGUAACCUAUCGUUGGGAUGUUGAUCUGGUGCGGAAGAUAGAGACUGCAGCCCGGAGAAGGACUAGUCUCCCUGGAAUGAAGUCUGCCAUUAAGGAGCCUUUGCCUGAAACAGACCUGACUCAGGCUGACAAACAAUGAAAUUGUAAAGCCCAAAUUGGAUUUAGGGUGCCUUCUAUUGAAGGCCAAGUCUGCUAAACUUAAUUUUGUGAGUGAGAAUGGGCAAAGAAACAACAUAACGAGAGUGUUCCUGCUUGGUUAGUUACUGGCAGGUGCACACAUGCAUAUCCGGAUGAACUAAUACUUCAUGGUUUUCUAAAUCUCAAUAGAUGUAAUAAAAUCCACAACUAAUAAAUAAGUUUCCCUUCUGUUUA